This is a messenger RNA of Fukomys damarensis (Damara mole-rat), 1119 nucleotides long. RefSeq names its product zinc finger protein 19 (gene Znf19). The record is from RefSeq and is a predicted model, not a curated record. NCBI's taxonomy places the organism in Eukaryota, Metazoa, Chordata, Mammalia, Rodentia, Bathyergidae.
AUGCAGGGGAUUUCAGGAGAAAGAGAUGUGAUACCAUGUGACUCCCAAAGGCAACUGGCUGCCAAAACACACGAUGUGGUGAGGUGCCAGGAAUCCCCAAGGGUGAAAAACAUUGGAGGAAAGGUUGCAAGAAUCUAUUAUGUGAGGAAGUCCUUCAGCUGUGACGAAUGAGGACGUGAGGAAUGCUUCAGCUGUUUUCCUUACUUUAUUAGACACCAGAGAAUCCACACUGGCGAGAAGCCCGUUAGGUGCAAUGAGGAUGGAAAAGCCUUCGGUGACAGUUCUUCACUAAUCUGACACCAGAGGACCCACGUGGGACAGGAGUACGGGAGAGCCUCCAGUAGUAAUGCGAAUGUGAUCCAUCACCAGAGAAUCCUAGGGCACAGACCCUAUUCUUGCAUGGAGUAUGGAAAUAGCUUCACCAAUAGUUAUGAGUUGUUCCACACCAGAGAAUCCACAUUAGAGAGAAACUAUGACUGCAGUGAGUGUGGAACUUUUGUUAAGAACUCACCACCAAUUUGCCAUCAGAAAAUCCACACUGGAGAGAAACCCUAUGAACAUAAUGUGUUUGGCAAAAGCUUUGGAAGGACUUCUCCUCUUAGCCAGAAUCAGUGUAUCCACACAGUGGAAAAGCCAUGUUUGUGUAAAGAAUGUGGACAAGCCUUCAGUUUUCCUACAAAACUAACCUGGGACCAGAGAAUUCAUGGUGAGGAGAAAUCUUUUGACUGCCUAAAUUGUGGGAAAGCCUUCAGUCUUCAGGAACAAUUGGAAAGGCAUCUAAGAACUCAUAUUCAUGAGCCUUCCUACAUACAUGAAGAAUAUGGAAAAAUCUCCACUAGCAAAAGAAAUAUAUAGCAUUAAAGAGUUACUGGAAAGAAAUCCUAUGAGUGUAGCAAGUAUGAAAACUCUUUUAGGCAUAUGGGAGUCAAAAGUCCCAGGAAAUUAUCUGUGUCUCUGCAGUAUAUGUUUUUAGAGCCAUUCACGUACUGGGGACCAGCAGGGACAAGGAGACCAUGGUGCUGUCCAAGGUGCUACCUUUGCCUCAUCUGGAUGACACUGGCUGUUCUGUGUAAGAUACUCAGGGCUCCUCCUAGAAACAUGCAUGAGGCCAGCCAGUAG